Messenger RNA from Ostrinia furnacalis (Asian corn borer), 3906 nucleotides. RefSeq lists its product as uncharacterized. Gene Ontology annotation, biological process: telomere maintenance; DNA repair. Lineage: Eukaryota; Metazoa; Arthropoda; Insecta; Lepidoptera; Crambidae. The transcript is spliced from 6 exons. Gene Ontology annotation, molecular function: ATP hydrolysis activity; DNA helicase activity. The record is from RefSeq and is a predicted model, not a curated record. The coding region runs from base 110 to 3352 and encodes 1080 amino acids.
CGAUAACAACGGCAUAAAACUAACACAAAAUAAAUAUGUCCGUUGUUUGUUGCUAUCUGAGCCGCGGUUUUCAGAGUUGAACAGACUUUCUGAGGAAUGGAUAGUAGAUAUGUUUUGUAGAAUUUCAGAGGAACGACUUAAGUACAUUUUUCAUAUGCAGAAUCAUUCCUCAGAUUCUGCUCUUAGAUCUGCUCCCCUUCAGGAAGUAGAAAACUCAGUAGAGAUUAGUAAUCAGAUAGCAGCAGAUGAAACCAUACGGGGAGAGGGUGGUGUUGUACCGGGACGUGUCUAUCUGCCCAAUACAUUUACUGGAGGUCCACGUUAUAUGAAAACUAAAUAUAUGGAUGCGAUUGCACUGGUCAAUAGACUGGGCACUCCAUCAUACUUUUUAACGAUGACAUGCAAUCCAAAGUGGCCCGAGAUCCAACAAUCUAUUCCACAAGGUCAAAGGCUUAAUCCUUUAAUUUGUGCAAGAGUUUUUAACUUGAAACUCGCACAACUUUUGAAAGAUCUUAGAACUGGUGCUUGGUUUGGUAGAUGUAUGUAUAUUAUGCAUGUCAUAGAGUUUCAAAAACGAGGACUGCCCCAUGCCCACAUUUGUUUUAGAAUCGAAGGGGGCGGUCCCAUACAAAAUUUUGAGAUCGAUCAAUUUGUAAGGGCAGAUAUCCCUCCUCCUUCUGAGGCAGGUGGUAGAUUACGCAAGGCUGUGCUUGAUCACAUGAUACACGGCCCAUGUGGACCUCCACAUAGAACAGAUUUGCCAUGUUGGGAUACUGAAAAAAUGAAAUGCACAAGGUAUUUCCCUAAAUCUGAAACGGCUGUAACCUACUGCGAUGACAGAGGUUUUGUUCAUUUACGCCGUGAUAGUAAAAACCAAGCCACCAUUAAAUUUAGAAAUAGAGACGUAACGGUUAGUGAUUUGUGGGUAGUUCCGUACAAUGCCGCUCUUCUCCUCAAGUAUGACUGUCACAUUAAUUUAUUAGCUUAUUCCGCACGCGCGAUCGUCAAAUAUCUAUUCAAAUACAUGACCAAAGGUCCUGACGAAUCGCGCGUUACAGUCGUUCCCGAUUCUGAUAAAAAUAAUGAAAUCGAGCAGUAUGUCACUAAACGUUACCUUGGUUCUUGCGAAGCGACGUGGCGUAUUUUAGAGUUUGACAUAACAGCUCGCGAACCGAACGUAAAGCAGCUCGCCGUACACCUUGAGGGCCAACAAUCCAUCUUUUUCAAACCGGGAACCGAAGCAGAUGCCGCGCGCCGCGCUCAUUCGGACCUAAUAACUUAUUUUAAAAGGCCUCUCGGUGAACAAUUUGAUAACUUGACAUAUUUAGAUUUUUACGAGCGGUAUAUUGUUCAUUCGCGACGUCCCACCACUAGAAACGUUGAAAUCUUUGAAUUAAGCAAUAAUAAAUUUUUGACAAGACGGCAAAGGGGCGAAUUAGUAUCGCGUUUAUUCUGGGUCGCGCCAAACAGAGGUGAAUUAUUUUACUUGCGUCUUCUUUUAGCGUCUCAGCCGUGUCGUAGUUACGACGACUUAUAUAAACUUGGUGGUCCAUUGUGCAAAACUUUCCAGGAAGCUGCGAAAGCUCUCGGGAUCGCGGACGAUGAAGCGGAGUAUGAGAUUGCUAUGCAGGAAGCAUCUACAUUUUUGACUGGACCACGGCUGCGUAGCUUUUUCGUACUCUUAGCUGUGAAUGGGGUUAGGGUAGUUUCUUUGUGGGAUAAGUACAGACAUUUAAUUAGUCAGGAUUUUUUGCAGCGUUUAUCCGAUGACGCAGAAAAAGCGUACAAACUUUGUCUCAUCCAAAUCGACCGAUUAUUCCGUAGACAUGGGACGUCCCUUGUCGAGCAAGGGUUACCGGGCGUUAUAGACGAUUCAACCGAAGUAGGCCGCGAGCGCGUCGAAUAUAAUCGCGACGAAUUAAAUACCUUCGUAAGUAGCUGGCUACCAAAAUUAUCCCCCGAUCAAAACCUCGUGUUUAAUUAUAUUCACACUCUCCUGAGUGACAGCGAGUUCCGAAACUCUAACAAUACUGCCAUUUUUAUUGACGGGCCUGCCGGAACAGGUAAAACUUUGCUUUUAAAUGUAAUUACUGCACACGCACGCGGAAAUUCAGGAAUUGUCUUGUGUACGGCGAGUUCGGGUAUCGCGGCACAAAAUUACGUAGGCGGCAUUACGGCCCAUAGCAUGUUUAAAUUCCCCCUCAACCCCGUAGAUGAUCUUGGUUACUGGAGCAUUACCAAUGGUUCGCAGCGCGCUGAGCUUGUCCGACAAGCUGACGUAAUUAUUUACGACGAAGCCCCUAUGGCUCACAAAUAUUUAAUUCACCUUCUUGAUAGGUCUCUCCGCGAUUUGAUGAAUUGUAACAAGAUUUUUGGUGGGAAAAUCGUAAUUUUCGCAGGAGAUUUCCGUCAGAUACCUCCUGUCGUUGUUAGAGCUAAAAGUAAUUCUGAUAUUAUUAACUGUUCAGUUAAGUCCUCACCAAUUUGGGAGCAAAUUAAAAUUUUCAAUUUGAGCACUUCCCAACGUAACAGAGACGACCCAGAGUAUUCUGACUUUUUAUUAAAACUGGGUUCGAAUCAAUUGCCGGUUCAAACAUUAAAAGUAAAUCGUUCAGUUUUAAAUUUAGUAGAUUUAACUUCCCACCUUUCAUAUGUUACAGAUUUGAACGAUUUAAUAGAUUUUGUUUUUUCACAUGUAGUCAUUGUUGAACCGGACACGUGUGCUGGUCGAGCAAUACUCACCACACACAAUCAAAACGUUCGGGAAAUUAAUUCCAUAGUAUUAGAUAGAGUAGAGUCGGAACUUUUACACUUUUAUUCCAUUGAUAAAGUAGUUUCCGAAAACACAGAUGAAAUAUUUUUAGGCGCGGACGCGUUAAAUAAACUGCAACCAAAGGGUGUUCCAGAACAUGAUCUAAAACUAAAAGUAGGAUGCGUGUGCAUGAUAAUCCGAAAUCUUAGUUUUUCAGACCGACUGGUCAAUGGCACAAAAGUUAUCGUCGUAAAAACUACGCCGCGCAUAAUAAUUGUUCGCAAGCCAGGCGAAACAAACGAAUUUUUGAUUCCGCGUAUCUUGUUUAAAGCUCCGAUCGAACCGGACAGCCCCAUCGAAAUGACGCGUCGGCAAUUCCCCUUAGCUUUAUGUUAUGCCAUGACUGUUCAUAAGAGUCAGGGGCAGACUAUAAAUCGGGUAGGCGUAGACUUGCGGUCGGACGUGUUCAGUCAUGGUCAAUUAUAUGUAGCGUUAGGUCGGGUCCAAGAAAAAUCGGAUAUUAAAAUUUUAGUUUCGCGCGAUAAAUUAAUCGACAAUAAACUUUUGCUAAAUAAUGUAGUAUACCCGCAACUUCUUUAGAUUCCUUUUUUUAUUAUUUUUUUUUAUUUGUACGCAGUUUCUCGGAAAGUGUAAAUAUAAUUCACCUCAUCAAUCAAUUGACAAUUCUUUUGUAUGACAAACGAUUUAUUAGUAAUAUCACUGUUUAUAUCUUAUCUGGAUAAGAUAUUCAAUUAGACAUCAAGAUGACUGUCACUCGUACACUCAAAAGAUACUAAGAGUAUAGAAGCCAAAAGAGAAACUUGAGUGAUGCAAAAGUUAAAAUUGCUACGAUGGUGCUCACCACAUCUACUCGCAAGUCAAGUUCCUCAAGAUGAAGCAUUAAUAACGCAGCCCUGACAAAAUAAUGCAAAUUUGAAGAAUUCAUAAGCAUAAAAAGAACUAACUACUAAUUAAGGUAUAGACUAGAAGAAAUAAGAAAAAUUAAAAUGUAAUAUAAUACUUAGCUACCUACGUUUCGCUACUUCAUACUGAACUGAACCGGAGCCUGACAAUGCACCACACGACCUUUUUCUGAUUAUGUAAAACGCCAUGAAUAGAAUAGAAUUGAUCACAUCUCACAAGGAAGGAGGAGU